This is a messenger RNA of Caenorhabditis elegans, 1164 nucleotides long. It is a transcript of the gene srr-7, whose product is annotated as Gustatory receptor. The record is from RefSeq and is marked reviewed. The transcript has 5 exons. Bases 1 to 1164 code for a protein of 387 amino acids. Lineage: Eukaryota; Metazoa; Nematoda; Chromadorea; Rhabditida; Rhabditidae.
AUGUCGUCAAAUCUUCCCGUCUCUUUUGAUGAUAAAGCUCAAUCAGAUCUGCUUGGACCAUUCAGGUUCUUGAUUAAACUCACAUUGCUAGACUGCUCUACAAAGUCGAAAUGUUGCGGAUUGCUCACAACUCUUAUAGCAAUUGGAAUUAUUGUAGCGCUUCUCGCAAGAGUUGGUUUGUUGAUGGAAACAGAUGGAAAACCCCUAUCAUUCGCGUGGGCAGAAUGCAACUUCUUCGGAUUCCCUGCCAUUUUCCCUGCUCUUAGCGCCGUCUCGAUUCUUAGCUGGACUAAGAGCUUAUUUUUCCCAAACUUUGUCAAAAAACUAAUAAGACUCCGGAACCUACGACUUGAGCCGAACCAAAAGCUCGAUAGUUACGGUAGAAUCCACGUGGUUGCGUUGAUUUUUUCAAUUCCCUGGCUGAUUGCAAUGAUGUCGUGGAUUCUCUAUAAUUAUGUGGAGAAUGCGACGAUAUAUUUCGGAGCAACCGAAGAGUCAAAAGUUAUUUAUCGUGUGGCUCUCAUUAUAUCUAAUUUCUACAUUUGGUUCAUUUCUACCGUAUGCCUUGCAUUUUUCGUACUCGUUUUUACAUCUAUCAACCGAGAAGUGAGCCAUUUCAAUCAAGAAUUGGAGAAAUCCAAGAAUGAAAAAACUCUGAAAAGUAUCGGGAUUCUGGAAAAAUUUGAUUUCCGUCAAAAUGAAAUUCUCGAGCUGAUUCUGUUUGCAAAUCAAUCACUCUCCUCUUUCGGAUCAGUCACUCCGCUUUUCCUGUUCUACGGACUCAUAAACGGCGUCUACUUGACUUCAUUUUUCGAUGACCUUCCAACUUUAUACAAAGUUAUCUUGGGACUCAAUCUGGCUGCCAUUAUCAUUUACAAUUUUAUCAUUUUAUCAACCGCAUGUGCUCUUCAGGAACAUCUUGCAACCUCUACCAGAAUUCUCAUAAAUCACUAUGAAUUUGAAUGCUCCAAGGAUUCAACUGUCUAUCAGACUUAUCGACUGAUGGUAGAUCGUUUCCAGAAGGUUGAUACUCGGAUGUAUGUCGUAUCGGCAAUUCCGAUCACAAGAAGUACUUUUGCGGCGGCUUCAUUCAUUGUUCCGAAUAUGGGAUUCUUGCUCGUGAUAAUCAAAAAAGUUUUGAUUGAGAAUGGGGGACACGUUUGA